AUGAAUCGUACGGGUUUCUGUAGUCGUGUGUGUGUGUUGACUCCCACUAUGAGGAAUACCAUUAUUAUUAGUGAUGCCCUCUUAAUACAGAGGCGCCGUGUAUCCAUUCAACCCGUUGAUACCUUAAGACAAGGAAGAAACAAUAAUAAUAUUAGUAAUAAUGAUAAUAAUAAUAACAGUAAUGUUAAGAGAUCAUACCGCUUUGCUGUAAAGGACCAUGAGCGUGGUCUCUACGAUCAUGGUCUCACACCAGAUGCCCGUCUCGCUAUUGCGGAGGCCGAAUCUCAAUACCGUGCGAGUUCACAAUAUUUACAUACACCCGCAGGUGGAAUGGCCGCACCGGAAGUAUAUAUAGAUACAGACGGUGUGAAGAUUGAAUGUAUUACCGCCCCAGUUGGAGAGGAAUAUGUGCCUUCACACAAGGAACGAUUUGCGCAUCGUGGACAUGUGGGAGAGUUAAGUAUGCAGAGAUCGGUGGAGCGUAAGUAUAUGUUAAAUGCACAUGCAGAGUUAAAUAUACGAAAAGAACGACAAUUACGGGAGUUCCUAUCCUCUCCAAUGCCAUUUUUAGAGAAGGCGGAGGAAUUACAACGUUUAUUACCGGAUUUCUAUACACAACAAUUAACCAUUUCUUCUUCUAAUGUGGAAGCUAUUAUUUCAUUAUGGGCACAUGGUAGUCUUGAGCAACGUAUGGUUGGGAAUACAUUAUCACCCCAGUCCUCUCAACCACAAUCCUUAUCAUCAUCAUCUUCUUCUUCAUCUUCUUUAGAUCUUGAUAAAAAUGUUCGUGUUUCUGUAAUGGAUGAAGUACCUUUUCUAUCAGCAAUGAAACAAUUAUAUUUUUAUACCCGACAAACACAUGUGGCUCCCACACCAUUAGUAUUGGAAUGUAUGAUGACUACAUUAGGUGCUGGCUUAACCCCAAAUGCGAGUGUUUUUCAUUUAGCCAAUCGAUUAUUAUUAGAUGCAGAUAAGUAUGUGAUUCUCCCCACACGCACAACUUACGCUGCCUUUUUUACAAUUUGUAGUCUUCAUAAUGCCAUGUCUUUUGCAAUGGCACGAUUAAAAGAUGCGGUGACGAAUCUUCAUAUAUCUAUAGAUGCUUCUAUGGCCACAGCUCUACUGAAAGGACUUUCUCAAAAUGGAUUAAUAGAAGAGGCAAUAUCUCUAUUAGCACGUUUAGAUCAUAUACCAUUAGAUGUUCAAUUGUUAAAUGCCUCAUUGGAAGUAUUAUUGUUAUCUGAACAACCACAGGCGUGUUUCUCUGCUUUUAAUGCUACUCGAUAUUGUGCGGUGAAGCCAAAUGCGGAAACGUAUACAUUGUUGUUAUUAGCCUGUGAACGGUCUGGUCUGUGGGGUCAAACAACGGCUAUUCUUGCGGAUAUGCAAACCCGUCGUGUAAAGGGAGAUUCCAAAACUCUCAAUUUACUCUUAAAAGGUUUAUUAACAGAGAGACUGCACAGUUAUGCGCGUCAAUUAUAUCAAACGAUGGUAAUGAAGAAUGUAGAGGUGUGGCCAGCACUGGAAUCUCACAUGGAUGCAGGCAACAAUAAGAAGAAGAAACAGAAGAAGAUGGAUAAACCGAAAGAGAAGGUGAAACAACAGGAGAAUUAA
This is a messenger RNA of Trypanosoma theileri, 1614 nucleotides long. RefSeq lists its product as uncharacterized. The coding region runs from base 1 to 1614 and encodes 537 amino acids. NCBI's taxonomy places the organism in Eukaryota, Euglenozoa, Kinetoplastea, Trypanosomatida, Trypanosomatidae. Gene Ontology annotation, molecular function: protein binding. The transcript has a single exon. The record is from RefSeq and is a predicted model, not a curated record.